UGGCCAUCAGUCUAUACCAACAUUGAUAUUAUUGUCAAUCAGGAAACUCCCUCUCACCAAGAUGUCACAUCCACCCCAACCCUUCUGGAUUCAUUAGUGAGCCUGGGUUCUCACAAUGCUAAAUUCCUUAUUCCAGAUCUGGGGGCCGAACUGGCUUAUUCCCCAGGCACCAUGAUUUUCCUAUCAGGAAAAAUCCUUCAACAUUCUGUGCCAAAGUGGGAGAAGGGAGAAAGAAUUGCAUUG
Pisolithus orientalis is the source of this 243-nucleotide messenger RNA. RefSeq lists its product as uncharacterized. The record is from RefSeq and is a predicted model, not a curated record. The transcript has a single exon. NCBI's taxonomy places the organism in Eukaryota, Fungi, Basidiomycota, Agaricomycetes, Boletales, Pisolithaceae. The annotation marks the transcript as partial.